This is a messenger RNA of Emericellopsis atlantica, 1546 nucleotides long. RefSeq lists its product as uncharacterized. Lineage: Eukaryota; Fungi; Ascomycota; Sordariomycetes; Hypocreales; Bionectriaceae. The transcript is spliced from 2 exons. The record is from RefSeq and is a predicted model, not a curated record. The coding region runs from base 269 to 1546 and encodes 425 amino acids.
GUGACAUGGAGGGAUAUUGAUCAACAGAGGGAGGAGCGACUUACCUUCCCUUCGAAGGUGUCUGGACUCUAUCUGAUUGAUCACCAAAACACUUCACCUGCUACAAUUCCAAUCAUUCUUUCGUCGCCACCCUGAACUUCUUCGACUCGCGGGAGAAACGCGAAUGAUCUUCCAAACCUGCAUUCUCAUUCCUCCGUUGCAUCAAUAAAGAUCGAGGCGCGCCGCACCGCUUGCAAGGGACGCGCAGACCCGUCCACGUUCGUCCACCAUGAUGUCCAAAUUGAAGACUUUUGGCAUCCGCCACCCGCGGUCUGAGAAGCCAGCGAGGGAUGCGGAAAAUGCAUUUCAGCUACAUCCGGAAAACCACCACGGCCGUAACACUGGAGCAUUAUGGUCAUCGAGGUCAUCAACAUCAACCGGAUCAACUGGCAGCAGCACUCGCACAGGGGCCACUGCUAGUCAAGACAGCCAAAUAGACGAUUUGUUGCGCAAGGCCGACAGCGACUCCCUAAAGCCGCCGCCGGGUCUGGCACAGCUCCAAUCUAGCCACGAAGGAACGGACCUUUUGACCCCCCUCAGAAGCGUUGGCAGUCGGUGGAAAGAUGAGCACGUCUACCGGAUAGACGCGCGACAACAGUACUCCCGGUGGGAACCGCCAUAUGUCGCCACGUCGCAAAAACGGGCAAGGAUUCUCAAGCAAACUGGCGGCAAACACUUGGAAUACUUGCUUCGGCACGCAGAGAGGCGGCCGAGUCGAUUGGAUGAGAAUAUUGGCUCCUCGUCAUUUGCAGCCAAGCUGUACUCGGAGCGAGGCCUGAGCCGAUAUGCCUGGACAGCACCAGAGUUUAUCCUACGCGAGACUCAUGGCUUCAGCAACUUUAUCGAGUAUGAGUUGCACGCCAAGGCGGCGAAUCGUUGCCAGCUGAGCAAGGACGUCAAUCUCGCUCGUCACAACCGCCCUUCACGUAUCCUGAAUGCCAUCAACUUGACACGGAAGCCUGCCAAAUGGAUUCACCCUCGCCGGAGUAGCCAAAAGCCGCCGCAAGCUUCCAAGGGGAGGCGGAGGAGACAAUCCCGACCAAGACGCACAGAAACCGCCAUGCUGGGAGCCUUUCCCAACGGCAUGAGCUCAGCGCAAAGUCUUUCUAGGCCGGUUCGAGGAUCGAUUAUUUGUGCGCCAAGUGAGACUCAUCAUGUACCAAGACCAACUACGCCGCGCUCAUCAAUUGGCGUCGAACUGAAUAGCGACUCUUCCCAUGUGCGCCGGAGAUAUUUUGGAAACAAGCAGGUCCGGGAUGGCGCUGCUCUCAGACGCAAACCACACCACGGCAGAUUUCGACGGGACGCCGGGCCGCAGCGACUGCUCCAGAGCGUUGAUGCAGCCAUUGAGGUGGCAGGGUCAGACAUAUCAAAGGAUUCGAGCGGAACAGGGUCGACUGGUGUGAUCGACGAAGGUUUGCCAGAGUUGUCACUCAAGACUUCCUCUUCUGAUGACGAACAAAAGCAAUCCCUGGAAGAGAAGCUGAGUGGUCUUGAUUUGAAUUGA